Molecule: messenger RNA, 1068 nt
Organism: Drosophila rhopaloa
Lineage: Eukaryota; Metazoa; Arthropoda; Insecta; Diptera; Drosophilidae
Gene: eIF4E4
Product: eukaryotic translation initiation factor 4E1
Exons: 4
Coding region: 168-857 (229 amino acids)
Biological process (GO): translational initiation
Cellular component (GO): eukaryotic translation initiation factor 4F complex; cytoplasm
Molecular function (GO): RNA 7-methylguanosine cap binding; translation initiation factor activity
Source: RefSeq, a predicted model, not a curated record
CGAAGUUAGUCUGGUUUCGUAGACAGGCCCUUAAACACAUUCUCGUGUUGUGUCUAUGUGUGCAAUCUUUAUUCCAAGUGCUCUGAAAUUUCAAUAGCGUCCAGUGGUUACCAGGCGUGUUAUAAAUUUGUUUCAGUAAACUAGACAAUUUACGAACAUCCUCGACAAUGCUCACGGCCAAGCAGACCGACUUGAAGAUGAUGGACUGCGGCACGGAGAUGCUGCCCGAGUCGCGUUCGAGCUCCAAUACGGAUCUGAAUACUCUGGCGGAGAUGGAUCUGCGCAGGCCCCUCAAGGAGAUCGUUGAUCUGCGCUUGAAGCAUCCUCUGGAGCACACCUGGACGCUCUGGUACCUGGAGAACGAUCGCAGCAAGUCCUGGGAGGACAUGCAGAACGAGAUCACUAGCUUCGAUAUGGUCGAGGACUUUUGGAGUCUGUACAAUCACAUAAAGCCACCAUCCGAGAUUAAAGUCGGCAGCGAUUAUUCUUUGUUUAAGAAGGGCAUACAGCCCAUGUGGGAGGAUGAUGCCAACAAGUUUGGCGGCCGCUGGGUCAUCAAUAUGGGGCGUGGCUCCAAACUGGAGCUCGACAAACUCUGGCUGGAUGUGCUACUCAUACUGAUUGGCGAGGCCUUUGAGCACACUGAAGAAGUCUGCGGCGCUGUUAUCAACUUGCGCGGCAAGAGCAACAAAAUUUCAAUUUGGACCGCCAACGGGCACAACGAGCUGGCCGUCAUGGAGAUUGGACUCAAGCUACGCGACCUGCUCGUCCUGCCGCCCCACCAGCUGCAGUACCAGCUGCACAAGGACUCGAUGUCCAAGCAGGGAUCGGUGGUCAAAGCGGUUUAUUGCGUGUAAGCCGCCCUGGUCGUUGAUGCCCCCAACCAACGUAAAACAACCAACCAACCCACAUCCACUUCUUCCAUGGCCGCCACCGUCGGUUGCUGUUUUCAGCGCGUGUAUUCCAAAAACGUAAAAAAAAUGUAUCUUGACACAGAACGGGUUUUAUGAAUUUGACCAUGUUAAAAAUUACAAAACAAGCUGUAAAUAUAUAGGGUUCUAUAUGUGA